GGCCGGUGCGAGGGUGUUCUGCGGCGCGGCGCGCCUGUGGUGUGGCGUGCGGACGCGGGGCUCGUGACUUUCGGUGCGAGGUGCGGGGCCCGAGCGUCUGCCAGGGUGCGUGUGCGUGCGGGGCGCAGACAUGUGCGCCGACUCGUUCCCGCGGGGCGAGCGGAGGUGAUCCUCCUGCGUCUGACACGCAGCGGUCGGAGCCUGAGACCAUGUCCAAGCCGGACUGCCGCAAGUUCUCGCCCAACAUCUUCAACAAGCAGAAAUGCGCCAGCUGCUUCAAACACAAGGAGGAGCACUCGGCGGAGGCGCUCGACUCGAAUCGAGCGUCGCGGAAGGUGCAGCGGUGCGGCUUCCUGUUUGUCGCGCCCGAUUGGGACUUCACCAACCCGCUCAACCGGACCAAGCGGUGGCAGCGACGCUGGUUCGUGCUGUACGACGACGGCGAGCUCACCUACUCGGUCGACGACCACCCGGAGACGGUGCCGCACGGCGUGAUCGAUAUGUCGAAGGUGAUGGAAGUGGCCGACGCCGAGGACGUCACUGGCAACAGCUACAGCAUCGCGCUGACUGCGCCCGAUCGCGUCACCUUCAUCAAGGGCACGUGCCGGGACGAGUCGCGCUGGUGGAUCGACGCGCUCCAUGUCUACACCACCAUGGUCAAGGGCCGACACAAGAGGAACGCAACAUUCCCGGGCGGCCGCUCCACCACCGUCUCCUCGCCGUCGGCUCUGAACGGAUCAGGGCCGGAGCCGUUCCAGACGCCGCCGGUGGGCCGGCGCCGCCUCCUCAGCUGUCAGUCGGAGCCGAUGCGGCGCCCGCUGCCGGCGACGGCGCUGACCGGCCAACAGACCCCCGAGCGCGACCCGCCGCCG
Pollicipes pollicipes is the source of this 872-nucleotide messenger RNA. Its product is annotated as protein outspread. The annotation marks the transcript as partial. NCBI's taxonomy places the organism in Eukaryota, Metazoa, Arthropoda, Thecostraca, Pollicipedomorpha, Pollicipedidae. Gene Ontology annotation, molecular function: actin filament binding. Gene Ontology annotation, cellular component: actin cytoskeleton. The transcript has 6 exons. The record is from RefSeq and is a predicted model, not a curated record.